AUGGCGGGUUACACGAAUGCUGUGACAAAGGAGAGGGUCAACUGGGCCCAGGUCAAAGAAUGCGCAACUGGCCAUGUAUUCCACCAUAAGAGUUGGCAAGUCUAUUCUCUAAUAGCCUUUACUCUUGAAUGCACUGUGCUGAUUUCGAACCGUGCAGGUUGUAUGGUGGCCGGCGCCUCGCCUGCAUAUAACGUUGAAGAAAUGACAUAUGCGCUGAAGACGGCUGAUGCAAAGUUCUUGAUGACCAGCCCUGGGUCUAUUGAAGUUGCUGCUGCUGCGGCCCAGAAAGUUGGUAUCCCGCGGAAACAUAUUUUCUUGCUCGAAGGAGAAGUCCAAGGCUACAUCACCUUCAAGCAACUUCAAGAUAUUGGAAGAAGCUACGGCGAAAAUGGCCAGGCACCACCUUUUCAACUUCCGGUUGGAAGAACGAACAAGGAAUUAUGUGGCUUUCUCAACUUUAGUAGCGGGACUACUGGGCUACCAAAAGCUGUCAUGCUUUCGCACCACAAUGUGAUUGCACAAUGCAUGCAACUCAAAGCAAUCACUCCACCUGUAGGUCGCAAAACAGUCAUGGGUGCCCUACCCCUUUUCCACAUCACUGGCCUUGUCAAAUUUAUGAACUGCCCUAUGUUCUUCAAUGACGAGCUCAUCAUGCUGCCGCAGUUCAACAUGGAGCUCAUGCUCCAAACCAUUGUUGAAUACCAGAUCAGUGAACUUGUCCUCGUUCCACCACUUGUGAUUCGCCUUGUUAACGACCCUAUCGCAUCCAAAUACGAUCUUUCAUGCGUUAAACGGAUUUCCUGCGGUGCAGCACCACUCAGUGAACAGAUUACCCAACUCCUCCAGCAAAAAUUCCCGCAGUCCGGAUUCAAACAAGGCUAUGGCAUGACCGAGUCAUGCUCAUGUAUCACAAGCCAUUCGCCAAAAUACUACGAUUACAAGUACGCGAACACAGUCGGGGACAUCGUACCUUCCACCACAGUCAAGAUCAUAGACGACAACGGCAAAGAACUUGGAUACAACCAGCCCGGUGAAAUCAUUGCCAAGGGGCCUCAAAUCGCUAUGGGAUAUCUCGGUAACCCCACCGCUACUGCUGAAGCGUUUGAUACAGACGGUUUCCUUCACACAGGUGACAUUGGUUACAUGACUGAAGAAGGUCUUAUUCGUAUCGUUGACCGUAUUAAGGAAAUGAUUAAGGUCAAAGGUAUCGCCGUUGCACCCGCUGAACUGGAGGAUCUACUCCUGGGUCAUCCGGACGUGGCGGAUUGCGCAGUAUUGGGGGUUAAGGACGACUAUGCAAGCGAAAAGCCAAAAGCGUAUGUUGUCCUGAGAGAUGGGCUCAGUGUUUCGGAGGAAAUGGGCAAGAAAUUGAUGAAGUAUGUAAGCGAGAGGAAAGUGAGGUUCAAAUGGGUGGAGGAGAUCGAGUUUACGGAUGCAGUCCCAAAAAGUCCAAGCGGAAAGAUUUUGAGGAGAGUGUUGAGAGAGAAGGAGAGGAGCGGAAAGGAUAGAGGAUUUACGGUAAAGAGAGAUGGCUGGGAUGGGCAACGGGCAAAAUUAUGAUUUCCUUUCCCAUGUUCAUUAAUAGAAAUACAUUGAUUUUAUUUGCAAACUUAAAACUCGACAAUGUACACUUCCAGUAUCUCAUCUAUUUGAAACCAUACACCCAACACUCAGAGUGAAGAAAUCAGUAAAUUUUGUCACAAAUAUGCUCUUUUCCCCUCGGUGUCUUUUCUCUUCUCCUUACAAAGAUGCUCCUCACCCAAUAUGCUAUUGUAACCGCAUAGUACUUCGCCAGACUCAACCAUUUCUUGGGGCUAGUUUUCCCAGAGGAUUUCCUGACUCGGAACAGAUAGUACAAAACCACCGUUGCGAACACAUUAAACCCGAUAUAUCCCCAUCCGAUGCCAAAGUUCCGCCACCGCUGAUUCCAGAAUAUCUCAGACUCAGCAAGGAACUGAUCACCAGAAGAUAAUGGACAGUAUUCACAUCCCUGUGUGGCGAAAGGAUUGUUAAGCCUGCCCGGUGCACCGAGAGCAAAAAAUCUUUCAAGAUAUUGGCCGCAGGUAGCCCCAUCAGGUGGAUCAAAAACGGCGAGUUCAUUUUCCGCGCAACGGACAACGCGUUCAUGGAGAACUGUUGCAGCUAGGCCGCCAACGGUGUAGGUGAGCGGAGAAACACGCCACAUGAAAACCCAAAACCCGGGAAGUGCCCUGGGACUUUGAAGCACACCGUUGAAUGUGAGCAUCAAACUGAAAAGCGUUGUGGCGAUGUUUCCGGCCGUUUCGGCAUCGGGUAGCCCCGCAAUGACCAUCUGAGCAAAUGUAGAGCCGAAAAUGAAGAAUUGGACAGAAAAGAUAACAAACAACCCCUGGCGUUCUGAUGAUUGAUGGACACCAAACACGGGGUAAUAAAGAGCGGCCCAGACGAUGACACCGAGGAAUAUUUGGUAAGGAAUUUCAACCAUGACGUUCGCUAGGAGGAACGCUUGCCAACUAUAUGCACGCGAUGGGCGCUCACGAACUUCGAAG
This is a messenger RNA of Coccidioides immitis RS, 2528 nucleotides long. Its product is annotated as 4-coumarate-CoA ligase 1. The record is from RefSeq and is a predicted model, not a curated record. Gene Ontology annotation, molecular function: CoA-ligase activity. The transcript has 4 exons. The coding region runs from base 1 to 1560 and encodes 519 amino acids. Lineage: Eukaryota; Fungi; Ascomycota; Eurotiomycetes; Onygenales; Onygenaceae.